AUGCUUAUCUACCCAUUAAUAUUUUCACAAAAGUACACGUACAUAAAUCCUCCAGUUAAUUUAUUCAAACCGCUUUUAGUGCCUAAUUCUUCUCAAAUUAAUACGCCAAGAGCUUUAUUUGCAUCAUUUCACAAUCUAGGAUCACGAAGUCAGUUUGCCUGGAAGGGGCUCGCUUAUCCUCUCCCUAGAUUUACCCCACUUGGAAAACAACCUGGGCUCAUCUUUCAGUCAGCUGCUCAGGGGGACAGCAGCAGCACAUUAGCUGAUAUCCCAACCAGUCUCUUAUUUACUUCUAAUGCCAGCCAAUUGCCAUCUGCACUCACCAAUCUAGGAGAUGUCUGUUUAGAUGCACCAGCAACUGUUAGUUGCAGCAUAGGCAAUCUGCUACCAGAAACUCGUCCGCAUACAUCUCUGUUCACUCGUCCAUUGGACUCACUUGUCCGCUGCAGCCUAGACACACUCUCUUCUGACACUGGCUUUUCAGCCUUCUCAUUGACUACCUCUGAAUAUCGGGCGUCUGGCGAACAAAAUUUCGACUACCAGCUGCAUCCGGACCUUACAGAUGUGAAGAAGGAAGAGGAUAAAUCUACCGGGGACAAAUUGGCGCUCCUCUGUCACACGGGUUCACCUUUUUGGCCAGUUAAAGAGACAAGCACUUUUACUCCGUCAACUCAUACAGCACCCUUACCUCUGAUAGGUGCAGAUUGCGGUGGAGAUGCUGGCUCAUUCGCAUCUCUUGGCCUGCCCAUCAUCAGUACUCGCCCUCUUCAAAAUAGAGAACUUAGCUUUUCUCUUAUUGGCUCGGCAUUGCCAAUUUCAUUCUGGUUAAAGAAGAAUGAACAAAUCAAUUGCACUGGUCGAAAUAGCAGUAGCUCUAUUAAACUGUCCGAUGAUUUGGUUGACUGGCUUUCACCUCGCCAUCAAGAUCUCCCGCCCCUUCUGACAAAUGCAGUUACACCUUAUUCAUCAGAUGGCCGGUGGAAUGGGGCUCCUCUACAUCGUACUCUCACUUCACCCCAUCUAGGUUCUCAUGUCUGGCAAUAUCCGGCCCUCUCUUUCGGUUUAACAGCACAAUUGAUCUGGAAACUGAAACAAAGAGGCACUUUCAUUUGA
Messenger RNA from Protopolystoma xenopodis, 1113 nucleotides. The record is from the annotation of a GenBank genome assembly. Lineage: Eukaryota; Metazoa; Platyhelminthes; Monogenea; Polystomatidea; Polystomatidae.